This is a messenger RNA of Penaeus indicus, 2956 nucleotides long. RefSeq lists its product as uncharacterized. The record is from RefSeq and is a predicted model, not a curated record. NCBI's taxonomy places the organism in Eukaryota, Metazoa, Arthropoda, Malacostraca, Decapoda, Penaeidae. The transcript has 18 exons. Bases 158 to 2956 code for a protein of 932 amino acids.
GCCCCCAGAAAUGUAACUUCUACGACGAGUUUCCUUUUAAUUCUACGUGAAUUAUAUGUGUAUUGGUGUUUGAUUUAGUGUAAGGCGAGGUUGAUGAUAUUAUUGGUGAUAGAGAAUAACGAAAAGAACCAAGAAAUUACGAAAAGAACAAAGAAAUAUGGCAGAACAAGUGAGUUUUGUGCAGAGUGAAGACUGCGAGGCGAUGCAGGAAGAGGUUGUGAACACCUCUUAUGUGUGCGGAGAAUGUUUCCACGUCUUUUCCACCAUGGUGGAUUUUACAGCCCACGAUUGUACUGUAAAUGGAGGAGGGGCUUUCAUGGGCCAGGAUGAGAGCCAGUACCAAGAACAAAUUAUACAUGAAGAGAGGAGUGAAGGCACAGGACAGGCAGAGACUGAAGCAGACAUGGAGGCAGCUGUUGCCAGCAUCCUUGUGGAGAAGAUGAAGCAGAAGGCACCCCAAAAGCAGACAUUCCAUGUGGUUCACUUGGAAGAGAAGCAGUUAGAAGAGGUGGCGUCUGGGCAGUUUGAGGAACCCACUAUUGAACACACCAGUAUCAUAGACUACCAGACAGAACCAGAUCCCCUGCUCCACAUUGUUGAACACACAGAUCAGCUUGAACCGGGGAUGGUUAUAGAAAGCAUGGAGAUCCCUUCAACUAAUGUAUACAUCUAUGAUAAUCCAUUUUAUCUCAAUCGUUUGAUGAAAGAUAAUACCUGUGGCAGGAGGGCUAGGCAUGAUGCACCAUACACACAUCGGCUAGGACCUUGGGAUGAUAGGUCAAGCAGACUCCUUAUCCAGUUAUUGAAGGAAUACCCAAAAGCCUUUUUCAUAAUGGGGAAGAACUCCAAGAGAACAGAAGCAUGGGAGAUGAUCCGUUACAAGCUCAGUGAAGCUGGAUAUCAUUUUACCGUGUUGCAGAUACGAAUGCGGUGGAGAGAACUGUGCAAGAGGUAUCGCAAUAUUGUUAAUCACAAUGAUUUGCACAAAACUCGUCGCUCCUGCCAGUUCUUUGAGGAACUAAAUGAUCUUUUUGGAAUCUGGGAUAGCAAAGCAACAGAAAUCCUGAUCAAGGAGCUGGGAGCAAACGGUACCAAGCGUCUAGGUCAGAAUGGAGGGACUCGCAUGAGGUUUAAGGCCUGGCAACAUAUUUCCGAUGUCCUGGCAGAGAGUGGAUACAGGUUCACAGCAGAUCAGGUGCAUGGAAGAUGGAAUGCCUUAGUGAUGCUGUACAGAAGGAUGGUCAACCACAAUGCAAAUUCCAACAAUGAACCUAUGACAAUUGCUUUCAAGGAGUCUGUGGAAAGUGUGUUUAGCUACACUCCAGACAGCAAGAUAUUUGAAAAGUGUGAAAAGCAGCUUAAUGAGAGAAUGAAAUGGACACCAUCCCUCGAGCGAUGUCUCUUAACAGCUUAUAAAAAUUUGGUUGACAGCCCCAAGAAAGAGCAAACAAAAAACAAUGAACUCUGGCAGAGGAUUGCUACAUAUUUAGAGAAAGAAGCCAGUUAUGUUACAACUACAGAAAGAGUAAAGACUCGUUUCUAUGAGCUGGCAAAGCAGUAUGCAGCCAUGUUGCAGCAUAAUUCUGACCCAGGGACACUUCAUCGCGAGUCAAGACAUCAUGAAAUAUUGGCUGAGAUUUACAGCAGAUACAAUUGUUGGCCACAUGAUGGCUCCAUUAUUAAACUUGACAAAUCCAAUGCAAUACGACUGAGACAAUUAGAUGCCCAGCUUCUCUGGAGUGAAGAGGAGUCCAUUGCAGUAUUACAGCUCUACCCGAAUGUCUUGCUAGAUCACAUUAGUAACAGUGAUCAGCCUCAGCCACCAGAGGAAUUGUGGGUUCAGUUGGCCAAGGCAUUAUAUGCUUCAGAUGGUUAUGUGAAGGCUCCCUAUGAGAUAUACAAGAACAGGCUCUACAAUAGCAAGAAAAAGGUGACAGAGAAUGCAAAGACUUUUCCCUACAUGGACAGAAUGACGGAACUGCGGAUAAUUUCCAGCCAGCCAGGAGUGAACACUGAUGAAUGCCGUGAAUAUUUCUUCCUUCUGCAAAAGAUAUACAAGAACAGGCUCUACAAUAGCAAGAAAAAGGUGACAGAGAAUGCAAAGACUUUUCCCUAUAUGGACAGAAUGACGGAACUGCGGAUAAUUUCCAGCCAGCCAGGAGUGAACAGUAAGUGUUAUACAGCUGAUGAAUGCCGUGAAUAUUUCUUCCUUCUGCAAAAGAUAUACAAGAACAGGCUCUACAAUAGCAAGAAAAAGGUGACAGAGAAUGCAAAGACUUUUCCCUACAUGGACAGAAUGACGGAACUGCGGAUAAUUUCCAGCCAGCCAGGAGUGAACAAAAUAAGCGACAAGUGUUCAGCUGUCCUCUCUGCAGCUGCGUCUCAACUGACAGCUGUGAAAGAGUGUGAUAAGGAAAGUAGAAGGAGAGCGCUGGAGACUGCGUUGUUGAAAUGCAAAAUGCACUUAAGAGAUGUUGGUCACAUUCGCCCUCCACCAUCCAUUAGAGAGCUUGGAGGCUUUUUGAUGGCAGUUGUAAAGGAGAAAAGUGCCAAGCCCAAAGGGGAAAUAGAGGAUGUGAAAAAGCUGACAGAUAUUUUAAAGCCUCAUUUGGAUGUACUGGCUUUGAUCUCAGAACAUGGAGCAGUGCAUAUAUACCAUGACUACCAAGCAGAAGCUUUAAAGAGCAGAGAUAAAGAAUAUGAAAGAAGAAAAAUUAAAGCGAUUGGUGUACAAUGGACGAAUGACAACACUCGCAUUAUGUUGGAAACUAUCAAGGAAUGGCUCCUUCUCUGCCAUGAUAAUCGAGAAAUGGAAGAGGUUCUAGGAUGCAGUCAACCACUAUGGGAAGAAGUUGCCUAUAAACUGAGUCGUCGCUUUAACAAAUGCCCUCAGAUUUGUUGGCAGUAUUUCAUUCGGGUAUUUAUAAUCAUGUUUUAUUGUUUUUUGAAGAGAUGA